ACAGCACUGCAACACCGCCUCCUCCUCUGGGACUGCCCCUCCGAAUGCGAUUACUCCUGCCAACAUGUCGUCACUGACAAACGCCUCGCGCGCGAACCUCCCUACCGCGAACCCGUCCUUCAAUUCCAUGGCAAAUGGCCUUUCUACCGUUUCCUAGGCAUGCAAGAGCCAUUCUCUGUCAUCUUCUCACUGCUCAACUUCCUGGCUCAUGACCAUGGCAUGAAAGUGCUGCGUGAGAAGGUCCCGGCCAGCUACCCACUCCGCAAAUUUUACUUGGGUUUUGGGUAUUUCGGACUCGCAAGCUGGAUCUUCAGUUGUAUAUUCCACACCAGAGACUUCAGCCUUACAGAAAAGUUAGAUUACUUCGGUGCUGGUGCGUCUGUCAUGUAUGGAAUGUUUCUCUCGGUGGUGAGGGUAUUCCGUCUGGACAAGGAUACACCAAAACGUUCUAGUGUUCUCAGAGCUUGGAUUUUGCUGUGUAUUACGCUUUACCUGGCGCACAUCUGCUAUUUAUCUUUCUGGCGUUUCGACUAUACUUACAACAUGGCCGCAAACGUCGUCGUUGGGAUCAUCCAGAACAUCAUCUGGAGCGGGUUCAGUAUCAGCAGAUACCAGAAGACAAAAAGAACGUGGGCGGCUUGGCCUGGUAUGAUUGUCGCAUGGGUUAUUCUGGCAAUGAGUCUGGAGCUGUUCGACUUCCCGCCUUGGUGGGGUGCCAUUGAUGCGCAUAGCUUGUGGCAUUUGAUGACCGUGUUCCCGACACUUUGGUGGUAUAGCUUCUUGAUCAAGGAUGCGCAGGAGGAUUUGCAAGGUCUUCGUCUCAAGGCGUAG
Messenger RNA from Aureobasidium melanogenum CBS 110374, 831 nucleotides. RefSeq names its product Per1-like family protein. NCBI's taxonomy places the organism in Eukaryota, Fungi, Ascomycota, Dothideomycetes, Dothideales, Saccotheciaceae. Gene Ontology annotation, molecular function: hydrolase activity, acting on ester bonds. The record is from RefSeq and is a predicted model, not a curated record. The transcript has 2 exons. The annotation marks the transcript as partial. Gene Ontology annotation, cellular component: endoplasmic reticulum membrane. Gene Ontology annotation, biological process: GPI anchor biosynthetic process.